Sphenostylis stenocarpa is the source of this 234-nucleotide messenger RNA. The record is from the annotation of a GenBank genome assembly. Lineage: Eukaryota; Viridiplantae; Streptophyta; Magnoliopsida; Fabales; Fabaceae.
AUGAGAGGAGUGGCAGUGGUGUGGGCUGGCCACUACCCAACCGGAAAGCGACGUGAGCACCCAGGAACGACACGUGUCCUAACGAGGUUUUAUGGACCACAACAUAGUACUGCAGAAGAUUUAGGAGUGCGGGCCAAAGGUGAAUGGAUCAGGUUGAGAGCUCUCACUCAGCCUGUGGGAUCCACUCAACUUUCACCUCACUGCCACUGCUUCCACACUGCCCCAUACUUGUAG